Molecule: messenger RNA, 1411 nt
Organism: Aspergillus versicolor CBS 583.65
Lineage: Eukaryota; Fungi; Ascomycota; Eurotiomycetes; Eurotiales; Aspergillaceae
Product: ATP synthase complex assembly protein ATP12
Exons: 2
Coding region: 102-1229 (375 amino acids)
Biological process (GO): mitochondrial proton-transporting ATP synthase complex assembly
Cellular component (GO): mitochondrion
Source: RefSeq, a predicted model, not a curated record
AGUACACCAAGUAGCGAUCGAGCGUUUCUCUCAGAUUAGGGCCAUCCCAGCAGAUUAUUCCCACGCUGCCGCAGCGUUAGUAUACAUCUUUAAUUUCCAGAAUGGUGAAAAAGGGGAUUAUUCCGUUUCUUCGAACUUCUACGGCCCGUCCACAGCAACCACUUUUGACUGCUGCGCGACACAGUACCCAAAGACGCCGCGCCCUCCAUUCCUCUACAUUGAAAGCGGCCGUUGCGCACCCAAUUACUGCACAUGGACCUCCGCCUAAGGUCCCUUCGCCAUCCCCUAGGUUUGAAGAGCGUGCAACUCAUCAAGCAGAGGGCAAGGAAAAGCUAUCAGAAACCGAGCCAGAACCUCGCCCGACCAAGAAACCUACAACACUGAAGAAGCGCUUUUGGAAAGAUGUCGAUUUUCAGAUAAAGCAGGGGGGCGAGUAUCAGGUUCUUUUAGAUAAACGGCCAGUCCGGACUCCCUCAAAAAGCGUCCUAUCAAUACCGCCUACAAAACCAUAUCUAGCGCAUGCAAUUGCUUUGGAAUGGGAUGUACUGAACACUGCGCAACAAGCUUUGAAGAAUCACAUGAUCCCGUUAACCUCUCUUACGGCGCGCGCAGCCGACAUUGCACACGAGGACGCUGCGGGAGAAACACUUGCACGAGAUCAAAUAGUCAAAACCGCAAUGCGCUAUCUUGAUACGGAUACAUUGCUCUGCUGGGUGCCGGAACACAGCGAAUCCGCCGUUGAGGCUGGUGGAAACGAUCAAAGGCAAGAAACACUUCGGGAGGCUCAAAUGAGAGUAGCAAAGGAUAUAAUCGCAUUUCUAAGCACCAAAGUAUGGCCUGGCAUUGAGAUAGUACCGGUUCUAGACGCGGAGAGUAUCCUCCCGGCGUCCCAAGCUCCGGCGACGAAAGAUAUUAUCAAGCAAUGGGUUCAGGGUUUGGAGGCCCAUGAUCUGGCUGCCCUUGAAAGGGGUAUACUUGCCUCCAAGAGCCUGCUAGUUGCUGUUAGACUGGUGAGCGAGUGGAGCGAGAACUUCCGCCAUCUGCAAAGGGCGGGCCAGAAGAAAUUUGGCAUUGAAGAGGCAGCCGAGGCUUCCAGUCUCGAAGUUAAGUGGCAAACGGACAUGUGGGGGGAAGUUGAGGACACUCACGACGUUGACAAGGAAGACUUGAAGCGCCAACUUGGAAGUGUCAUCCUUUUGGUGAGUGGGGAGACACCCGAGAGACAAUAGGGUGAUCCUUUUACUCGAAAAAAGGUGUAUAUCUAGUUAGAAAUAGAGGGCGCAAUUUUCGCUGUAUAUGUAUGCAUAAUAUAAAUUUGCGUUAAUUAAUGAGCAUGUGAGAUGGGGAAUUUGAUUUGGUGCUUGUGGUGCUACUGGAUAAUAAACUUCCACCUUCAAAGAAUGCACUUGGC